This is a messenger RNA of Peronospora belbahrii, 2241 nucleotides long. Lineage: Eukaryota; Oomycota; Peronosporomycetes; Peronosporales; Peronosporaceae. The record is from the annotation of a GenBank genome assembly.
AUGCUAGGCGUCGCGGUAAUUGUCGUUGUCAUGUUCUUUUUACAGCAAGGCAUUGUGUUGAAAUCGUAUGCUGUUUCUAGCACUGCAUCGAAUGCAGGCGGUGGUGACAUUGGCAUUUAUAAUUUUUACGUUGGUUUGGCAACAUCGGUAGUGGUCAAACCACUGCUAGGGUUGGUGGGCGCGGUGAUGCCAGCUGUGCUCUUGUGCUUUUUCACGCAGCUGACAAUGCAGGAGAAGAGUUCGCGGUGGACACGAUAUUUGUUGGCUUCAUUGGGAAAUGUUGUGCUUUUACUAUUGCUCAAUGGUUUCAUGGCUCUUUAUGUAAGAGAGAAGACAGUCCGAAUCGACUCAGCCAUUCGACAGAGCGACCUCUUUGCGAAUGAGAGCGUCUCGUUCAUCAAUGGGAGUUUGGGGUCGAGUGCCGACACGAUUCUUUGCAAUGCUAUGCAGAUGCCGGAAUUUGCAGCUGAAAAUGAUGUUGGACAAUGCAGACGGCCUUCCCCACGUCGACUUCCCGCACAGUUGAGCUAUGGUUUUGCGUCUCGUCGAUGGCUAAGCGGUUUGUUGCCGUUUGCACCUGAGUCUACGAAUACGAACACGUUAUCGGUGUCGUUGGGCGAGAAUGUUACUUUGAUCGAAAAAGUGACAAUGCCCAUGAGUUUGUCUGCUGCACGUGGCCUCGUGAACUACGCGAUGCGCGCCACCGAUGACUAUUUUCGGAAACAAGAUGUGCAAGCAAACGCCAGUGUGUUUGAUUUUUUGGAUUUAUCAGACGAUUUCAACGUCGCAUCUUCUGAUGAUACGAACAUGAUUCAAGAACUUGUUAAAGCCACAAACGCAACAAUGAAUCUUGCGGUUAGCACACGGAUGCAUUUGAGAAACUUCAGUAUCGCAGAGAGCAGCGUAGAAUUUGUGCGGUUUCCCUGGAUAACAGACAGUGGCAACUUGGUAUUCGAAGGCGUGACGCUGGAGAUUCCCAUGGAAAAGAAUUUCUUGCGUCGUGAUGUAAAAUUUAUGAAUGACACGACACAGUCUGUGGUAUAUGGAUCGCUGGUUCCAGAGGGGCUGUUUGAGAUUAAUGCGAAAGAGGAGUGUGGUCGUUUCGGCUGUGUAGUGAGCCCCGUAGGAGCUGCAUUGACCAGUGCUCCAGCUGACGAAGGAAGUCAGGUGCGAGCUUUGCCUAUCUGCUUAGAUGCAGAUGGCAAUGAAGAUUAUAAGGCCACCAUGAAUGUCGACGGCAACGAGUGCGAGCGUCGCUCUACUAAUUCCAUAAUAGUACUUAGUUUUGCCAAGCGAAUUGUUGGUGACGCUAUCCGUUCGUCGCUUGUUGGCAAUUCAACAGGUGAAGCGCUUGUCGUAGAGCUGGUGAACGCACGAAAAAUUUACCAGGUGACUGCGGGUCGAUUGUCGUGGGAUACUACUGACCUCGCUUCCACGUUUGACGCUUCAUGCGAGGCGAAUGACUGCAACGGAGUUGCAUUUCCGUUAUCAGGUAAUGAUCAGAUGGUUAUUGUAGGCAGUAGCCAUAUUCCAGUGAAGGACUUGGCAAUGUACACUCCAUCAUUAUUGCUUUGGACUUCUCUCGUGACUUCAAAUGUACAAGAGGUGGAUACGAGUGACAUCUUAAAGAGUGAUUUUGUUUUCCCUAAAAAUUUUGUUGACACCACCGACUGGAUUCCAGUCGAUAGUUCUCGAUGUGAACGCGAACGUGGCGUUUUUAUGGAUCGUGUGCAGAGCUCUCACUUGUAUUCGGAGCGAUCUUUACAACCGGCAUAUCAGUCGGCAUUGUUUUGGUUGUUCCAGUAUGGUGUCGAGAAGCAAAAGACCAGUGAGUCGACCUUAGCGUUUGAUACGAAUGUCAAAUACGUGGAUGUGACGUUGUCAGUACCGCAUCUUUCAGCCACACUAACUUUUGCUGGUUGUGCACUAAUGGUCCUCAUGGGAGCAUUGGUAUAUUUUGGGGGCAAGAGCCGCGAAGCUGACAUUGAGCGGCACUUCAAACCUCAUCAUCUGGCUCGGAUACUUCUCGAUGAUGAAGCGUUCUCGCACAAACUGCUUCAGUGUGAUCUGCUAAAUGUUGGCAACAAAUACUUGAAUAGCUCCGAACUGCUUGAUCAGUUUGAGAUAAGCGGACUGGCACUACGACAUCGCAAACAUCCGUCUGACGUGCUGCUUGUGCCUAAAGCUCAACAAUCUUUAACUGCACCCGCCGCAUCAAGCCAGGCAGCACAUAUCGUGUAA